Xyrichtys novacula (pearly razorfish) is the source of this 210-nucleotide messenger RNA. The record is from the annotation of a GenBank genome assembly. NCBI's taxonomy places the organism in Eukaryota, Metazoa, Chordata, Actinopteri, Labriformes, Labridae.
AUGGAGAACAGCAGCAAGAUGAGGCCCAUAAAUCAAGCAGGAUGUCAGGACAGCAGGAUAACACAGCUCGACAUAGUCACAAGUAUGUUCCAGAUUAACCUCUGCCACCGCUUCAGUCAAUACCUCUGCUGGGAUGGAACCACUUGGAGCAGUCUGACUCUGGAAGCUGGAAGUCAUGCUUUGGCUGUAAACACGGACACUCGCCUGUAA